Symbiodinium pilosum is the source of this 438-nucleotide messenger RNA. Lineage: Eukaryota; Dinophyceae; Suessiales; Symbiodiniaceae. The record is from the annotation of a GenBank genome assembly.
AUGCAGCAUUUGCAGUUAAUCAGGACCAAAUCACUUCGGCCAGUUGAAACUCCACAUCCGAGUCGCUUGCACGUGCUGCAUGUGUCAGCUUUCCAAUUGGUGAUAACGCAGGAGGAGGUCGUGCACGUUCCAAAGGUCAUGGAGCAGGAGCCGGCGACAAAUUUCCACGUAGAAGAGUGGGUUGACAUACCGAUCAAGUCUCGCGUGGAGAAGAUCGUGCACAUCCCCAUCAUCCGUGAAGAACAAAGACUAAUCCAAAAUCCUUUAGAGGUUGUCGUCGAGGUCGCGCAGCCUCAAGUGGUGGUCAAGGUGGUGGAGGUUCCGAAGAUCACUGUGGAGGAGAAGAUCAUCAAGGUACCCAAGAUCACGCGCACCGUGGUGGACACUGCUGCAUGGCUGCACUGGCAUAGUAUAACCAAACAACGAUAUUCUACAUAG